GUUCACCAUGUAAACAAACAGACACAGGCAGCCAUUAUUCUAACGUAGAGGCAGAGGUAUAUCUCGCACGGAGAGUUUGACAAAGAGUUGGACAAGACAAGACUUUGCCAGUUCCGACAGUAAAAAUGAAAGACCCAAGUCGUAUCAACAACACUUCAAACAUCAUCAACAACAACGAGGUCAUCCUAACUAACCAGUUCAACAAUGAGGACAAUCCCUUCGCUGAAUAUAUGUGGAUGGAAAACGAAGAGGAAUUUAAUAGACAGGUUGAAGAGGAGCUUUGGGAGGAGGAGUUCAUUGAGCGGUGUUUCCAGGAGAUGUUAGAGGAGGAGGAACAUGAAUGGUUCAUACCAGCCAGAGACCUCCCCCAGGCCAUCAGCCAACUGCAAGACCAGCUCAACUUACUGGGCCUUGGGGACGAGUGUCUGCUGGAUGACCUUGUGAUCAACAGCAGUUUGAACCCCAAUGCUGCAGAGUUUGUACCUGGGAUCAAGCACUGAGACAGUCUCUCCUGAUUGAUGAUGGAAGCACUAGUCUGCACUGUGAAGCCAGUGGAAGAAGAUAUGUUGUUUGAGUUCUGUCACUAUGUUGCACUUCUUGUGUUGCCAAAGUUAUCAACUAGCCUCGCAUGUGUAAAGUUAAAACAAUGUUACGUAAAUAUAUGUAAAGCAUAUGCAUAUGUGGUAACUGUUUUUGAAUGUAAUAUCAGGGCAAGAGGAUUUUUUGUUUACUUUUACUUCUCACUGGAAUAUUGUGAUUUCAAUUAGUUACGAUUUUAUACAAGGACAUGGCUUUUCUGUCUAAUCAAAGUUAAGUUACAAGAGGCAUCUUUCAUUGUCUGAACUUAAUCUUAUUUUACAGUUUGAUAUCAUUAAGGUCAAUAAUUUUUUAAGACAUACUAUACAUCGUUCAUUUUUGCAUAUCAUUGUUUGAUUUUAGCAUAUGUCUGGUGGUUCCUGUAUUGUUACUAAAAUGUGCCUCUUAUGUUUGUGCUUGUUCUACCCUGGUGUUCAGACCCCGACAUACUUGGAGAGUACCAGCUUUUUUUUGGAGUUUAUUUCCUGUGCUCUUCUUUCUCUUAUUCUUCCUUAUCUCAGUGCCACGUAAAACUGAUUUUGUUGUCGUACAUGCACAUAACAAUAAGUACUGUAAAAAAAAUGAAAAAGUACCAAAAGUGUUGUAAAAAAAGA
Hypomesus transpacificus is the source of this 1190-nucleotide messenger RNA. RefSeq names its product polyadenylate-binding protein-interacting protein 2-like. Lineage: Eukaryota; Metazoa; Chordata; Actinopteri; Osmeriformes; Osmeridae. Gene Ontology annotation, molecular function: mRNA regulatory element binding translation repressor activity. The record is from RefSeq and is a predicted model, not a curated record. The coding region runs from base 126 to 500 and encodes 124 amino acids. The transcript has 4 exons. Gene Ontology annotation, biological process: negative regulation of translational initiation. Gene Ontology annotation, cellular component: cytoplasm.